UCACAACCUAUUGAACAAUGGCUGGAACUAAACGUGCAGCUGAAGAGGCCGGCUCUACAGAACGCGUCUCCAAAGCGGCGAAGACGAGCAGCUCACCGAAAGGCAAAGGCAAAAAGGGUGGCGCGAAGAAAGGCGCAAAGGCUGCAAUCCCAGCAUCCGCUUUCAAAGCCAAGGCCUUGCCCCUCCAUGUGAACAUCACUCACACACCCCCAAGCAUUGUUACAACGGAGGAUGCGGAUACGGUAGCCCCAGAGGACGUUGGGCUCAUAGGGACGCUGACGCUGGUCCCAAGCACGUUCUCUACUGGUAGCUAUGGCUGGAAGGGGAGCAAGCGUAUCACCGUUGAAUUGCAGGGAUCCGAGACGGGUGAACAUGGAAAAGAGAAAGUGCAUGUCAUGCUCAAUAUCAAUGCUACUGUUAUGGGUAGUAAGCAAGCUGAAGGGGAGACUGAGGGCGCAAAAGAGCCAGAGAAGGACGAGGAAGAAACGAAAGAGGGCGAGGAGGACGAGGAGAAAGAGGAGUAGCCCUUUCAAGGGUGCGAAGUUGCUGGAUAUAUUUUCAAUUAUUAUUUUUGAUGAUUUUUUCCUGGUUGCCGCUUUCGAUCAUGUCGCGUCUGCCAAUCAACACCAAGCGAUUGCAUUUGGUAUAGUCUUCUACAAUGCAACUUGUGUUCCCUCUC
Molecule: messenger RNA, 679 nt
Organism: Laccaria bicolor S238N-H82
Lineage: Eukaryota; Fungi; Basidiomycota; Agaricomycetes; Agaricales; Hydnangiaceae
Exons: 4
Coding region: 18-524 (168 amino acids)
Source: RefSeq, a predicted model, not a curated record